CGCGUCAUCAAUGCAUCAUCAAGUCCGACGUUUAAGUUUUCACCGCGACGAACAUGUACAAAGUGCCCAGCUACUCGAAUCUAGGACUAUUGCUGAUUUUCGCGUGCUGACGUGUGGACACAAUCGGAGCUUGUACCAUGAACAUCUCGUUGGAUAUGAUCAUCUCACACGAAGCCACGAAACACCAGAGAUCUUCCCACCGUUCCGUUGGCUUCGCCUCUCUUUGACCGUGGUAUAGGGAGCGUCGAUACCAUAAUCAACAUGUUUCAAGGGCAUACUCCGUUGAACAAUCUGGGAUGAUCCCCUUCCUAUGCCGGUAUCUGCUCCCUCCCGCCCUCUAUAUAUAAGGGUUUCGACAUCCUCUCCCCGUCUUGAUCCCAUUUCAUUUGUCAUGACGGACACAGACGGGCUCGAUAUUCUGUACUAUACGAUAAGAUUAACAUGCCAAACCUUAGUUUACGGCAUGUACACAAUUCUCAUGCCGAUCUGCUCCUAUGUUAUGUUGAAGCGAGGUCUUCGAAGGAAAUCGCAUAUCUUGCUGUUCUGCAUGCUGGUCUUCAUGUUCUCCCUUUCGACUGCGUAUUGGAUCCUAUCUUUAUAUCACGACGUGCAUCUUAUCACCACCUCAUUUGUUCAUGGGAUUCCUCUGGAUGAUAUCGCUUCUACCUACAGCGUACAACAAGGCAUGUUGAUGAAUGCCCUCGUCCUCUUGAACUAUGUACUAACCGACGGGGUCGUCGUUUGGCGGGCUUGGGUACUUUGUCAAGACGGGUACAGCAAAAGUUUGAUUCUCCCUAUGGUGUUCUUAUGCUUGACUCUCCUGUCUGUUAUGGUCACAAUCGGACUGCGCAUCGCAAUAACCGUUAUUUCUGUCAGCCAGCACAUCGUCAUAGCCCAUAGAGGCUUAGCUCGUGCGAUAGAUUACUACUGCCAGGUGACGAACUUGGUCCUGUCAUUGUUGACCAACAUUUUUUCCACUUCGAUUGUCGGAAUCAAGGCUUGGCAUCAUAGACACUGGGUCACAUCCGAACUUCAAAUGAGGCGGAGAAAUAUAACCGUAGCAGAACGAGUUUUAACUUUGCUCGUCGAGUCCGGGAUCAUUUACUGCCUUUCUGGAAUAACGGUUCUAAUUGCCACUGUGAUUCGACUUCCUUUUGGCACUCUCGGUGACGUCUACACUCCGGUCAACGUCCAGUUCGCGGGGAUCUAUCCGACCAUAGUCCUUCUUGUCAGCCACCAAGGUGAAUUAAACGAAACUGCCAUGUUCACGUUUCAGUCGGACAAAAGCAAUCCCCCGGAACAGUCGCCGAAUGUAUCCAAUUUGGAUGCCAUCGAGUUUGGCGGUAAUCCUCACCUCAGCAGCUCUUUUGGAAAAACAGAGACCUUUGCGGAUGUUAGGCACAGCGGGUCCAUAGCAUCACGAUCUUCUCAGGCUUAGCGUGCAGGACCACGCAGACAUAUGUUUUACUUUACAUUAACACUUUGGCUA
This is a messenger RNA of Desarmillaria tabescens, 1489 nucleotides long. RefSeq lists its product as uncharacterized. Lineage: Eukaryota; Fungi; Basidiomycota; Agaricomycetes; Agaricales; Physalacriaceae. Bases 311 to 1438 code for a protein of 375 amino acids. The transcript has 9 exons. The record is from RefSeq and is a predicted model, not a curated record.